AUGCUGGACGGCUUGCACAACGGCCACUCCAAGGAGGAGCUGAAGUCACAGGGCGCGAUCGAUGCUGCACGCGACCCGCACAGCAGAGUCACAGCUGCAGACGCCGAACAGACCAUCCUCGACGAGGCCAAGAAGGGCGGAGCGGCUGCUUUCCAGUUCGAUGCUGAUGCCUCUUCUGCUGAAAAGGCCCGUCAGGUCAAGGCCCGAUUGCCGCCGGAGCUCCAACACAUCCGCCAGCACCAGACCGCCGUUCUCGCUUCCGACCAAGACGACUCCCUAAAGCCCGCCUACGAUAUCCCUACCGCCCCCCUGAGUGCUGCGCUCCCUUCGCCCGCCAAGUCGACAGCAGAACUCACCAAUGGCGCCAGUCCAGAGAAAGAGGAGGAUUGGGCAAAGGUCGGCUGGGCUCCUCGCUUCGGCCAGCUGCCAGACAGCGCCAGCGUCCAAGGAGAAAGCCUGCUCGAUCACCAGACCAUGCUCGAGGGCAAGCUGGACGACAAGUUCUUCGGCGAUUGGUACCACAACACGGGCAUCAUCAUCUUUGCCUGCCUCUCGUCCUGGCUCGUCGCCGUCUUGGGUGGUGGUCUCGGCUGGCUCUUCAUCGUCAUGGCCAUCUGUGGAACCUACUACCGCACCUCGAUCCGCAGAGUCCGUCGCAACUUCCGCGACGACGUCAAUCGUGAAAUGGCAAAGGCCCGCAUCGAGACCGAUGUCGAGUCCCUUGAGUGGAUCAACAGCUUCCUCGUCAAGUUCUGGCCCAUCUACGCUCCCGUCAUCUGCACCACCAUCGUCAGCUCCGUCGACCAAGUCCUCUCAACGAGCACUCCGGCUUUCCUCGACAGCAUGCGCAUGAAGUUUUUCACACUCGGUACCAAGCCUCCUCGCCUCGAGCACGUCAAGACAUACCCCAAGGCCGAGGAUGACAUUGUCCUCAUGGACUGGAAAUUCAGCUUCACCCCUAACGACACUGCCGACCUGACUGCUCGCCAGGUCAAGAACAAGAUCAACCCCAAGGUCGUGCUCGAGGUUCGCAUCGGCAAGGGUAUGGUCAGCAAGGGCAUGGACAUCAUCGUCGAGGACAUGGCUUUCUCUGGUCUUAUGCGCGUCAAGAUGAAGCUGCAGAUUCCCUUCCCUCACAUCGAAAAGGUCGAAAUCUGCUUCCUCGAACGUCCCACCAUCGACUAUGUCUGCAAGCCGCUUGGAGGCGACACUUUCGGCUUCGACAUCAACUUCAUUCCUGGUCUAGAAAGCUUCAUCCAGGAGCAGAUCCACGCAAACCUCGGUCCCAUGAUGUACGAUCCCAAUGUCUUCCCCAUCGAGAUUGCAAAGAUGCUCGCCGGAAACCCUGUGGAUCAGGCUAUCGGUGUGCUGCAAAUCACCUUUCACGGCGCUCAAGGUCUCCGUAACCCCGACAAGUUCUCCGGUACCCCCGACCCAUACUGCACCGUCUCUAUUAACAACCGCGACGUUCUUGGCAAGACAAAGACUGUUUCAGAGAACGCAAACCCGCGCUGGAACGAGACUAUCAAUGUCGUUCUCACCAGUCUCAAGGAUGCGCUUACUCUGCAGGUCUACGAUUACAACGAGUUCCGCAAGGACAAGGAGUUGGGCGCUGCUACUUUCGCCCUCGACCAACUGGAGAGUCAGACCGAGUUUGAGUCUCAGCAACUUGAAGUUAUGGCCAACGGACGCGCUCGUGGUGUCAUCCAAGCCGACAUUCGCUUCUUCCCCGUACUCGAAGGUCAGAAGCUCCCUGAUGGUACUGUCCAACCUGCACCUGAGAGCAACACUGGUAUUGCCAAGUUCACCAUUGAAAGCGCAAAGGAGCUGGAUGGCAGUAAGAGCAUGAUCGGUCAACUCAACCCUUACCCUGUUCUUCUUCUGAAUGGAAAGGAAAUCCACAUCGGCAAGAAGCUCAAGAGAACCAACAACCCCGUCUUUCCCGACGCUACCAAGGAACUUCUCAUCACUGAUCGCAAGAAGGCAAAGCUUGGUCUUGUCAUCAAAGACGACAGAGGGCUAGCUGCUGAUCCCAUCAUUGGUACUUAUCAACUCAAGCUUGACGACAUGCUGGAACUCAUGAACAGAGGCCAAGAGUGGUACAACCUUGCUGGUGUCAAGACGGGUCGUGCCAAAAUGUUGUUGCAGUGGAAGCCUGUUGCUUUGAAGGGUGCUCUUGGUGGCUCUGGCGGUUACGUUACCCCUAUCGGUGUCAUGCGUCUCCACUUCCAGAACGCUCGCGACUUGCGCAACCUUGAGACUCUCGGCAAAUCUGAUCCCUACAUCCGAGUCAUGCUUUCUGGCAUCAUGAAGGGAAGAACAGUCACCUGGAAAAACAACCUCAACCCUGACUUUGACGAAGUCGUUUACGUUCCCGUUCACUCCAUCCGUGAGAAGCUCAGCCUUGAAGUCAUGGACGAGGAGAAGCUCGGCAAAGACAGACUGCUCGGCAUGAUCGAGCUUGCCGUGUCGGACUAUGCUCAUCAAGAUGAAUCUGGAGAAUACCUUGUUGACGACUCCAAGAAGGCUUUGUCACAAGGUCUACGUAUGGGUGCUACUGGCUCAGCCAAGGGCAUUCUCAACUACACUGCAUCUUUCUUCCCCACUUUGAAUGUCAUCGAUCCUGAAGAUGAGGAGACGGAAGACAAGUCGAGUUUGAAUGUCGCCGACCCCAUCGAGGAACUCCUUACUCCCACGACUGGAGUCAGGCCAGAAGGCCGCGCACGCAGUAACACCGCUGGCACGAUCGGCUCUCUCAAAUCGAAUCCUGCAGCUGCUGAGAUGCGACAACAACUUGCUGCCAACGAAAACAAACAGGAUGAUGGUUUGCCUGUCAAGAAGGAGGUCCCCAAGGUCCGCAUCAGCGCCGAAGACCUGUCAAACUAUGAAUCUGGUCUGCUCGUCUUCAAGAUCAUCGAGGGCGAUCUUGCCGCUCCCGGCUCUCAUCUCGAAGUCAUCAUGGACGACAUGCUCUUCGCUUCGUACACCUCGUCCAGGACUCGCUCGAAGCACUACAAGUUCAACGAGACUGGUGAUGCCAUGGUUCGCGAACUCGAUCUCUCCAGGAUCACUCUUCGCCUUGUGGAGGAGGUUGAUGCCAAGGGCGAUGAUGACCACGAUAAACACAUCAAGGCAAAGCUCACCGGACAGACUCUGGAAGUUCUGAAGUCUGCGCUGUACACACCUACCAAGCUCACACUCAAGGACAGCCAUGGACGCGACAGCAGCGUCACCGUCAGUCUGAAGUACUUGCCUGUCAAGAUGAAGCUGGAUCCUUCGGAAAGCAUCAACAACCAAGGCAACCUUCGUGUUGAGGUCCUUGAUGCCGCUGAUCUCCCUGCUGCUGACCGCAAUGGCUACUCCGACCCCUACGCCAAGUUCACACUCAACGGCAAAGAAGUUUUCAAGAGCAAGACCCAGAAGAAGACCCUCCACCCCGCUUGGAACGAGUUCUUCGAAGUGCCUAUCCGCUCCAGAACCGCCGCCAACUUCCAAGUCGAUGUGUACGAUUGGGACUUUGGUGACAAAGCUGACUUCCUCGGCAAAGCUGCCAUUAACCUUGACAUUCUCGAGCCUUUCCGUAGACAGGAAGUCACUCUUGGUCUCGACGGCAAAAGCGGAAGCAUCAGGUUGGGCAUGCUGUUCAAACCAGACUAUGUCACCAGGGCACGACAGGGUUCAUCAACCUUCCACGGCACAUUCGCGGCACCCGGCAAGAUUGUUGGCGCACCUGUCAAGGGUGUUGGUAAAGGCGCGGUCUUUGUCGGUGGCAAUGUCGUCCGUGGGGCCUCCUUCCUUGGUCGUGGAUUCCGUCGCAGAAAGUCGAACGCCGAGCAAGAUGGUGACGACGCACUCACUGAUGAUACACCCAUGCCUGGCAUGAGCACCGGCGCACCGCUUACAGAACAGCAGAGCCCCGAGUACACAGUCAACAUCGAAGGACCAGGAACACCGCACUCGCGCACCCGCAGUUUUGGCAACGCCACUACAUCACCCACCUCCUCAGAGACUGGCACGGCAUCGAUCAGUGUCCUCUCUGCCGCUGGCUUCCCCGCUGGUACCAAGGUCGAGGUCAAGAUCCUUCACGAUGGACCUCAAGGUCUUAAGGAGAUCGUUCGCACAAAGCCUCUCAAGACCAAGGGUGAGGAGGUCUCAUGGGCCGACCUUCGUCUCGAAAAGAAGCUGGCCUGCACCGCGGACUCUUCCUUCCGUGUCGUCGUGUCUGAUCAUCAUACCUUUGGCAACGGCAACGAGCUAGGAGAAGCACAAUUCUUCCUUGACGAUCAAGGUGCUGGUGGCGAGAAGGAAGUCAAAGUCGGCAGCGGUAUUGUGACGGUGAGGAGUAGCUGGAGACCAUCAACUGCCGAUUCGACAUCCAUGCUGGGAAGCAUUAGAGGUAGCCCUGGUGGCGCCAAUCUGGGAGGCAGCAUUGGCAGAAGAAGUUUCAUGGGCAGAAGAGAGAGAAGCGUCACACCGUCUGCACCUGGACAACCUUAG
This is a messenger RNA of Aureobasidium namibiae CBS 147.97, 4497 nucleotides long. Its product is annotated as tricalbin. The transcript is spliced from 3 exons. Gene Ontology annotation, molecular function: lipid binding. The coding region runs from base 1 to 4497 and encodes 1498 amino acids. The record is from RefSeq and is a predicted model, not a curated record. Lineage: Eukaryota; Fungi; Ascomycota; Dothideomycetes; Dothideales; Saccotheciaceae.